AAUGACAUUGCUGCUCGGUCCUCCAAGCUCAGGAAAAACCACACUUUUAUUGGCAUUGGCUGGGAUGCUUAAUCAAGAUCUUAGGUUCUCGGGGAGGGUUACUUAUAAUGGCCAUGACCUUCGAGAGUUCGUGCCUCAAAAGUCUGCUGCUUAUAUAAGUCAACAUGAUCUCCAUAUACCUGAAAUGACAGUCAGAGAGACCUUGGCUUUCUCUGCCAGAUGCCAGGGGGCUGGUUCACAAUAUGACAUGCUAGUGGAAUUGUUAAGGAGAGAGAAAGCAGCUAAUAUUAAGCCAGAUCCUGAUGUUGAUAUAUUUAUGAAGGCGGCAGCUACAGAAGGCCAAGAGAUGAACAUUGUUGUGGAUUAUGUGUUGAAGAUUUUAGGACUUGAAGUCUGUGCAGAUACCUUGGUAGGGGAUGGGAUGCUAAGAGGAAUAUCUGGAGGGCAGAAGAAACGUCUUACUACAGGUGAAAUGCUGGUUGGACCAGCUAAGGUGUUGUUGAUGGAUGAGAUAUCAACUGGUUUGGACAGCUCCACUACUUUCCAAGUCGUAAAUGCACUCAAGAAUUACGUCCACGUUCUUGAUGGGACCGCUUUGAUCUCUCUCCUGCAGCCCCAGCCUGAGACUUAUGAUCUCUUCGAUGACAUUAUUCUCCUCUCUGAUGGACAAAUUGUGUAUCAAGGGCCCCGUGAACACGUGCUCGAAUUUUUUGAAUCCAUGGGCUUUAGAUGUCCUGAGAGGAAAGGAGUGGCUGACUUUCUUCAAGAAGUGACAUCAAAAAAGGAUCAAGGGCAGUACUGGGCUCGUGAGAAUGAGCCUUACAGAUAUGUCACAAUCAAGGAAUUUGUACAAGCCUUCAAGUCAUUUCAUGUUAGCUUGAAACUUAAAACUGAGAUCAGCGCCCCAUUUGAUAGGAGCAAAAGUCACAGAGCUGCCUUAACAACCCAGAAGUAUGGUGUUGGAAAGAAGGAGCUUUUUAAUGCUUGCAUGUCAAGAGAACUCUUGCUGACAAAGAGGAACUCGUUUGUUAUCAUAUUCAAGCUCAUUCAGCUAUUAGUAACAGCAUUUGUCACGAUGACGGUCUUCCUACGAACUGAGAUGCAUAGAGAUUCACAAAGUGAUGGAGGGAUAUUCAUGGGAUCUCUCUUCUUCAUACUUUAUGUGAGCAUGCUUAAUGGAUUUUCAGAGACGUCCAUGACCAUUGCAAAGCUUCCUGUUUUCUACAAGCAAAGAGCAUUUCUCCUUUAUCCUCCUUGGGCAUAUGCUCUUCCUUCAUGGUCCAUUAGGCUCCCCAUUUCAUUAAUAGAAGUAGCUGUUUUUGUUUUCCCCAUUUAUUAUGUCAUUGGAUAUGAUCCAAAUGUUGGCAGGACCCCAAUUUUGGGAAACACAUUUGCUGCUCUUGGGUUGAUAAUUUAUGUUGUGUUAGGUGGUUUUGUCCUCUCCAAAGAAUCUGUGAAGAAAUGGUGGAUAUGGGUAUACUGGUCAUCUCCUAUGAUGUACGCGCAAAAUGCACUUGCAGUAAAUGAAUUCCUCGGAGAGAGUUGGAGGCAUCCAGUUUAUCCAAAUUCAACAGAAACACUUGGCAUUGUUGUUCUGAAGACUCGUGGAAUGUUUCUAGAUUCAUAUUGGUAUUGGAUAGGAGUAGGAUCAACUAUAGGAUUCACAUUGGUAUUCUGUUGCCUCUUUACAGUUGCUCUCACUUACCUCAACCCAAUUGAGAAGAGUGAGGCCUUCAUAUCAGAAGAAACCUUUCAAAGUAAACAAGAUGAUAAUAAUGACAAGAAAACCCAGCUCUCUUGCCAAGGAGCUGAAUCUGCAGGAAAAGGAAAUGACGAGAUAAGAAGAGUCUCCUCUACCAUAACAUCCACGGAGAAUUUUGAAACCAAUGCAGGGGUACCCCAAAGACGAAGGAGAAGAGGAAUGGUCCUUCCAUUUGAACAAUUUUGGAUCACUUUUGAUGCAAUUAGAUACUUUGUGGACAUGCCACAGGAAAUGAAAAACCAAGGUGUCAAUGAAGACAGACUAGAGCUUUUGAAAGGUGUAAGUGGCACAUUUAGGCCUUCUAUUCUGACAGCGCUAAUGGGUGUUAGUGGUGCUGGGAAAACCACUUUGAUGGAUGUUCUAGCUGGCAGGAAAACGGAUGGAUACAUUCAAGGAAGCAUAACAAUUUCAGGGUACCAAAAGAAGAAAGAAACAUUCACUCGAAUUUUUGGUUAUUGUGAACAGAAUGACAUUCAUUCUCCCCAUGUUACCAUCUAUGAGUCCUUGAUCUACUCAGCCUGGCUUCGCCUACCUCCUGAAGUUGAUUCUGGGACUCGAAAGAUGUUCAUUGAGGAGGUAAUGGAACUUAUGGAAUUGUCGCCAUUAAGGGAUGCAAUGGUUGGGUUGCCCGGUGUGAAUGGUCUAUCAUUGGAGCAGCGCAAGAGACUAACAGUUGCAGUUGAGCUCAUGGCAAACCCCUCAAUAAUAUUCAUGGAUGAGCCAACCUCAGGUCUUGAUGCAAGAGCAGCAGCCAUUGUCAUGAGAACAAUCAGGAACACUGUUGACACAGGAAGAACCGUAGUCUGUACAAUCCAUCAACCAAGCAUUGAAAUCUUUGAAGCUUUUGAUGAGUUGUUUUUAAUGGCACGAGGAGGACAAGAGAUAUAUGCAGGGCCAUUGGGUCACCAUUCUUUUCACUUAAUCAAAUAUUUCGAGGAGAUAGAAGGAAUAAGUAAAAUCAAGGAUGGUUACAAUCCGGCAACAUGGGUUCUAGAGGUCACAACGUCAGCACAAUCAGACUUAGGAAUUGAUCUCAAUGAUGUAUACAGGAAGUCAGAAUUGUAUAGGAGAAAUAAGGCUCUUAUUAAAGAACUAAGCAUCCCUGCUCCAGGAACAAAAGAGCUUUACUUCCCUACAAAAUACUCACAAAGUUUCCUCACCCAAUGGAAAGCUUGCUUGUGGAAACAAAAUUGUUCAUAUUGGCGCAACACAGCAUAUACUGCUUUCAGACUUUUGUUCACAGCUUUUUUAGCUUUAGUGUAUGGAAGUAUGUUCUGGGACCUCGGCUCCAAAAGGAAAAGGCGACAGGAUUUAUCUAAUGCAAUGGGUGCUAUGUACACUUCUGUUUACUUCAUUGGUGUCAUAAACAGCUUUUUAGUGAUACCGGUUGUUGGUAUCGAACGAACAGUCUUUUAUAGAGAAAGAGCAGCAGGAAUGUAUUCAUCCCUAGCAUAUUCUCUAGCACAGGUUGUGAUUGAGCUUCCUUAUCUUUUCAUACUAGCUAUAGCAUAUGGUGUUAUAAUCUAUGCGAUGAUUGGAUUUGAGUGGAAUGCUACUAAGUUUUUCUGGUACAUGUUCUUCAUGUUUUUCAAUUUGUUGGACAACACAAUCUUUGCUAUGAUGCUUGUGGCUUUGACACCAAACCAACAAGUCGCCUAUAUUGUUAGCACUGCUAUCUACUCGCUAUGGAACUUGUUUGCAGGCUUCAUUAUCCCCAGACCUAGAAUUCCAGUUUGGUGGAGAUGGUAUUCUUGGACAUCUCCACUUACUUGGACGUUCUACGGAUUGAUUGCCUCACAAUUUGGAGAUGUGAAAGACAUGCUUGAUACAAAUGAAACAGUACAAAGCUUUAUCCGAAGUCAUUAUGGUUUCAGACAUGAUUUUAUUGGGGUUGUUGCUGCCCCAAUUGUUGCAUUUGCAGUGCUCUUUGCUCUCAUCUUUUCUGUUUCAAUAAAAGUGAUGAACUUUCAAAGGAGGUGAAAGGUUAGAAGAUUAUUAUGUAGAAAUGCAGAACUUGUGUGCUCAACACCAGAAAUAAUCUGCUAUGGAAAUGGAAAAAUGUUUCUACUUUUCGUCCUAUUUAGCAUUUUUUUGGAAUCAAAGGCGAAUUUAUUGCUUGGAACUUGAAACAUAGUCUGCAAAGCCAAUUUAUGGGUUUCGAUUG
Molecule: messenger RNA, 3926 nt
Organism: Theobroma cacao (cacao)
Lineage: Eukaryota; Viridiplantae; Streptophyta; Magnoliopsida; Malvales; Malvaceae
Source: RefSeq, a predicted model, not a curated record